Molecule: messenger RNA, 963 nt
Organism: Camelina sativa (false flax)
Lineage: Eukaryota; Viridiplantae; Streptophyta; Magnoliopsida; Brassicales; Brassicaceae
Source: RefSeq, a predicted model, not a curated record
AUGGAAAACGUGCGCCGAAAUCUGUUCGGUAAUGGAUCAACCCACAUAGGGAUACCACCUUCGCCUUCCCAAGGAAUGAUGCCAGAUAAGUUCGAUGGCAAAGCUGGGUUCAAAACGUGGCAAAAGAAGAUGUGCUACUACUUGGCCAGCAUGAACAUGGAAAGGUACCUCACAGAGGAUCCACCAACGCUUCCACAAGGUGACACAGAUGUGUAUGUGGUUGGAAGUAUGGAUAGCUGGGCUCAAGGAGACUAUUGUUGCAAAAUUCAGAUUCUGAACCGUUUGGUCAAUGAUCUGUAUGAUCUCUACAAUAUGUACAAGACUUCAAAAGCAUUGUGGCUAGCUUUGGAGACCAAGUACAAGACUGAUGAGUCUGGGAUGCAGAAAUUCUCAACUACGAAGUUCCUGAACUUCAAGAUGGUGGAUUCCAAACCAAUUAUGGAACAAGUGGAGGCUCGUCAACGCAUCUUUCAGGAGAUCAAUUUGGAAGGGAUGUCGAUCUGCAAUGUCUUCAAAACGAAUUGCUUGAUCGAGAAGCUACCACCAGUCCGGUCGAAUUUCAAGCAUUACAUUAACUUCAAGCGUAAGGGGCAUGAUGUUCAUGUAGCUGAGCAUAAGGUCAAGCUGAAAAGCAAGGGUAGAGGGAUCUCUAUUCCUCAUAAAUCGUUGAAGGUGUCAUCUGGACCAAACUUCAAGAAGAGCAACCUUGAGAGGAAGUUUAAAGGCAAGUGUCAUCAUUUUGGUAAGAUUGGACACAAGGCUGAAGUGUGCAAAAGCAAAGCCAAAGAUCUCAAGUUGCAAGCAAACCUAACUGAAGAAGACAUGGUUGCGGUGGUUACGGAAUGUAACUUGGUUGAUAUCUGGAAUCCAGUGGAGUGGUUCUAUGACACUGGUGCUACCAGACAUAUAUGUACUGAUAGGACCAUGUUCACCACCUACGAGAAGAACAAGUUAAAUGAUUAG